Messenger RNA from Gasterosteus aculeatus aculeatus (three-spined stickleback), 980 nucleotides. NCBI's taxonomy places the organism in Eukaryota, Metazoa, Chordata, Actinopteri, Perciformes, Gasterosteidae. The record is from RefSeq and is a predicted model, not a curated record.
AUGACCUGGGCUGGAGCUCAGCGUUACUGCAGAGAGGAAUACACCGACCUGGCGACCUUCGAAAGCACGAAUGAUGUCAGCAGGCUGCCACCUGACACCAAACCAUCUAGAUGGAUCGGACUGAGUGACGACCCUAAAUCGUGGAGGGGCACCAUGGGUAAUGACCCCAACUCCUGGAGAUGGUCAUCGACUGGUGAAACCAGUAGAACCGGUUACCAGAACUGGGCGGCGGGGAAACCAGCCAAUGCCCUGCAGACCUGUGCUGUGAUGCUCGCUGAUGGACGAUGGAAUGAAUAUUCCUGUAAAUCAGCUUUACAUUUUAUUUGUUACACUGAGACGAACCAAGCUGAGAAAACCUUUGUGUUAAUACAACUUCCAAAAAGCUGGUCUGCUGCCCGCGACUACUGCAGAGAACACUACACAGAUUUAGCCAAGAUUGAGAAUGAUGAGGAACAGAAUGAGGUCAAUUCUGCAAAACCAAGCAAUGGCAUAGUUUGGAUCGGUCUGUACCGAGUGCCGUGGACUUGGUCCGACAAGUCACAAAGCUCCUUCAGGUUCUGGGAUAGUGCUCAGCCAGAUAUGGUCUACGACAAGGCAAUCUGUGGAGCUAUGAAUCCAUCACAUCGAUUUCAUGACGGCGACUGCUCUGUACAAUUACCUUUCGCCUGCCAUCAAGUUAUCACAUUGAAGACCACGCUCAAGAUGAAGUUUGAGACUGACGCUGAUAUCACAGAUCCAGCUCUUAACACCCAGAUCCUGCAGCAGCUGAGUGCAGCGCUGAACCGUCAGGGAUUCACUGACUUCAAGCUGAGAUGGAAGAUUCCGCCCAAAAAGCAGGAGAAGACCACGGAAACUCAAUGUGUAAUAAAUGGAUGAUAUAUUUAUUUAACUGCAAUUCUUCUAACUUAUUAUAAGGCUUUGUGUUGUCAUCUAUGUUUUUUGUGAAUUAAAAUUAGACUUCAGCUAUUAGAUGAUUUGUA